This is a messenger RNA of Oryza sativa Japonica Group (Japanese rice), 2166 nucleotides long. Its product is annotated as alkylated DNA repair protein ALKBH8 homolog. Lineage: Eukaryota; Viridiplantae; Streptophyta; Magnoliopsida; Poales; Poaceae. The record is from RefSeq and is a predicted model, not a curated record. Gene Ontology annotation, biological process: demethylation. Gene Ontology annotation, molecular function: oxidoreductase activity; demethylase activity; RNA binding.
UUACAGCAUCUGUUGUGCCCGUUACCCAUACUUCUCCAGAAAUUUAGUACCCAGCAGUAUCAGUUAGUUACCCAGCAGCUAGGACAGCCAGAUCUAUCCGUUCUUACGCUUCAGCCCCCCAUUAUCACGCAUGCAGCUUAUCCGUUCUUACGCUUCAGCCUCAUUAUCAAACGCCUGCAGCUGGCUGAUUAUAAAGUCAUAAUGCUUAUUAGAAAAAUAAAUUUUAUAGGGAAAACUUUUACAUAUGUGUUUUAGCGACUUGAAAAAUAAACUAUGAUCUGGCUUGAUCGUUUGCUCUUCAGUCUAUAAGACGUAAACAAAAUUUUAAUUUUAAAUCUGACCUUUAGAUGUUUUAUUAUUAUUAUUUUUCUUCAUCGUAACUUAUUUUUCUAGGAAGAUGCAAUUAUGCAAAUAUAAGUCUGAACUUAAGUUUGAAUAUCUAGGAUCUCAAUGUGAUCAUGUGCAUUUUAGCUAUGGACGCCUGAAGAAUAACAAAGUACCCCCCUCAAAUUUAGUGGGCUGGGCCGGAAAAGACCUCGACAAAGGAGUAGUGGGCUUUUUUCCAUGCGGCUCCCAGUCUGCCAACGUCCCCUCGACCUUAGUACCUUGCAACCUCCUUCGCCGGUGCCGCCGCUAAUCCUCUCGCCUCACGCGGCCGCGCCAGAAGUCUCCUCCUCCGAAUCUGAUCGUUGAUUUCCUCCUCCUCCGGUGAUUCCCGCGCUCUCCGCCGUUCCUCUUGCUCAGUGUCUCCGGCCGCUGCGAGCGACUACGGCGAGCAGAGAUGGCGGGCUCCGGGUACACCCGCCCGCCGCCGCCGCCGCCGCUCGGCGAGGGCGCCGCUCCCGCUCCCAGCGCGGCCCUGUACGUGGCCAACUGCGGCCCGGCGGUGGGGCUGACCCACGACGACAUCCGCGCGGCCUUCGCCGCCUUCGGGGAGGUCGCGGGGGUCCACGGCGCCGACGGCAGCGGCGUCCGCGUCAUCGUCCGGUUCCGCGAGCCCGCCGCCGCGGAGGCCGCGAUGUCCGCGCUCCAUGGGCGCCCUUGCGCCGGCCUCGCUGGCCGCGUGCUGCACAUACGAUACUCCGUGCCCGCCAAGCCGAAGGCUCCGGUUGGGGGCUCGCUUCCGGUGGCCACCUCGGCGUCGGAGCUGGGCGUCCCGGGGAUUUACUUGGUACCAGAUUUCGUGACGGCCGCUGAGGAACAAGAACUUCUUGCCGCUGUGGAUAAUAGACCGUGGAAAAGUUUGGCGAAAAGACGAGUUCAGCAUUACGGUUUCGAGUUUCUGUAUGAAACAAGGAAUGUUGACUCAAAGCAGUUCUUAGGUGAAUUGCCACCUUUUGUUUCAAAGAUUAUUGAUAAGAUCAUGUCAUUUCCUGGUGCAAAUAAAUGUACUAGCAAGCUGGUUGAUCAAUUGACAGUGAAUGAAUAUCCCUGUGGGGUAGGUUUGUCACCACAUAUAGACACACAUUCAGCAUUCGAAGAAAUGAUUUUUAGUCUUUCUUUGGCUGGACCAUGCAUUAUGGAGUUCAGAAAAUACCCUAAAGGCAGUUGGCGUGCUCCAAGUAUGGUCAGUGGAACUGAUAAAGAUAGCAUUGAAGAGCCACAGUGCAUUAGAAAAGCUGUUUUUCUACCUCCUCGAUCGAUGUUACUGAUGUCUGGAGAAGGCCGAUAUGCUUGGCAUCACUAUAUACCACACCAUAAAAUUGAUGAUGUGGGUGGUCAAGUCAUCAAGAGAAAUACACGACGGGUUUCCUUUACUUUUCGAAAGGUGAGGAUGGGUCUUUGCGACUGCGAAUAUGGCCAGUUUUGUGAUUCUCAGAGUAAGUAAGGUCAAGCUGGGAUCAAAAGCUAGAACCAGGAACUUUACCUGCUACACCACAACAAAGUGUCGUGCACCCACUAAGGGUCAGGUGAAUCAAUAGAUAUUUUAGCAAACCAAUGGAUCAAGUAUCACAGUAGCUCAUUAUCCACCUGCAAAUUCUAUAGCUUGUAGCAGACUAAUUUUGACUAAAAUUCUCAAACGAAGCAUGCAGCUUGUCAUCCUGCUGCCUGAUUUAUUACACUGAUGUUUUUUUUCCUUUUCCAAUUUCAUCUGUAUGAUAUUGUUGAUCCUCAGAUUGGUGAUGUUAUGGAAUUUAAUGAUAAUCAUACUUCACUGAUGGAUUA